Molecule: messenger RNA, 4722 nt
Organism: Podarcis lilfordi (Lilford's wall lizard)
Lineage: Eukaryota; Metazoa; Chordata; Lepidosauria; Squamata; Lacertidae
Source: the annotation of a GenBank genome assembly
CUGUGCUGCUAACACACCGCCUCUAGCAACCCUCUGAGCACCCUCCACCACCCACCACGGCUGCAGCGGCUGCUUGCUCUGGCUGCGGCAGAGGGAGCAGGGCAAGGGGGAGAUGAGUGGAACGAUGCUGCACUGACUUCCAGCUACCGGUUUCCCGCCGCCUUCCAGCUAUGGCUGUGCCAGGGGACAAGGUCUACAGCAGCUGCCUCCCUUUCGGCGAGACGCACCAGAAGCUGCUAGCCACCAUCCUGAUCGUGCUGGGACUUCUCGCUUUACUGGAAUAUGCCGUCAGACUGAUUUCCUUGGUAAGCUCUGGGCCAAAGAUGAAGGGCGUUAUGGGUGUCCUUGGGUGUGCUGUUGGAAGCACCAAGGGUUAACUCCAACGAAAGGUUUGCAAAGCGGAACAGCCACUAAAUAGUGGCUGCUGAGCAGUACAGUGACAUUUGCCUUUUUCUUCUCUCCAGGGUUGGAUUAGCAUCUCUCCAUUAAUGAGGAAAAUACAUGACUCUUGCUUCAAAAAAGGUAAGUUUUAGAUGAGAAAGAGGUGUGUGAUGAUGAGGAUGAUAUCCCGUUUCCUUUGGUCCCUCAAGUUCUUAGGAUUAUGCUCCUGUCCCGUUUUCCAGCUCUUCUGUUUCUCCCAGGCCACGGAAAUCACGGUGUUGAAACUGGAAAAGUAUUUGCUGGUACCCACACAGCUAGAAAUAUCAAGGGGGGGGGGAGUUAAUAGUCAAGGAAACAGUCGAAAGUGGGAAAAGCUUGAGUAUCUUUGGGUGCUCAAACCUCCCAACAAUACCAAACAACCUGGUGUUUUGGCCAAAGAAGUGUGUGUGUGUGUGUGUGUGUGUGAGAGAGAGAGAGAGAGAGAGAGAGAGAAUGAAAACUGGAAAGAGAAAGGAAAUACUUGUAAAUGUGCAGUUUUAUUACUCUGGGAUGCUUAGAAAGUUGGAGUCUGUUAGCUAAGACUCGAUUGCUAAUAAUUCGUUAGCUAGCACAACUGAAAGAGGGCAAGAGUGGUGAGGAGAGACUGAAUAAAGAAAUGUCUUACCACACAGGGAUAGCUAGUGUGGUUCUCCCCACCCCCAAAACAUUACGGACUACAACUCCCAUCAUUCCCAUUGGGCAUCCUGGCUGAUGGGCAUUGUAGUCCCUAUCAUCUGUGUUGAGUACCCCUGCGCAGAUCUGCACUCAGGCCCUGCAAAACCAACACUCUGGCAAGGCGCACUGAUGCUGAACCCCUAGCAGAGUACUGGGUCAACAAGCAGCCACUUGAAAUUCCCUACAGUUAUCCCAAUGAAAGCUUUUUGGGAAAGCUCAAACGGCUGCUUACAUCUUUCCUUCCAAUAUCACCAGGUUAGCCCAUGGCUUGGACAGCGGGGUGGGGGCAGUCACCUAUAUACGGGGGGGGGGGUGCACCAGGGGGCAUAUUGCCAAGGGUGCCCUUCAAUCUGGAGCCUUCCCUUUCCUCCCCUACAAAGUUUUAGGACUGGUUCAGAUGCAGGUCAGCACUCAAGAGACGAGCAGAGAAGUUAACUCUUUAUUCAAGGAAACACCAUACAAGGCAGCAAUCCCUACAAACAGGGCUGGCCCCUAUGAAACAGCUGCCAGGACUGAAGGUCUCCGCCUGCUGUUUCCCUCUCAGUCUCCUGCCCUGCUGGAUGUUUUCCAAGCAGCUUCAGAUUAUGUGGGGUGGGGACGGGGAGGGAAUCUGUGCCACUUAUUCUGUGACACACAUAGCCCUCCCUGUCCUUGGAGACAAGGGGGGAGAGGAGCUUAGUACAGUAGGACCAGAAAGCUCCUGGGAUGCGACUUCCGGAGGUGGCGCCAGCGGUUAAUGGCGGAUUUCCUCGAUCGGAGGAAAUCUCGCCACGAAACAAGGGUCAAAUCCCGCUUCGGCGCAGCGGGGGACCCUUAAAAAUCACAGGCGGGGGAAGCCUGUGAACCUGGGACCCAACGGGCACAUUUGGCGCCCCCCCCUGCAGCCUCCUUUCCCUCUUCCUCUGCUUCAUCUUCUGAGUCUGAACUCCUUUCUGCACCUGGCUCCUCUUGCUCACUAAAGCCUGUUGCUUCCUCAGCAUCCAACCACUCCUCCCUCCGACCUGUGCUCAGUGUCCCACCACCACUCCCUGGCCUCUGAGCCUUCCUCCUAUGAGGCUUCCUUAGGGGGUUCCCCAACUGGUGCCUCCCACCACUCCUGGUCAUUCAGCUAGUCCGUGACACAAAGUUAUGGUUGUAUACUACCAUGGCUUCACUCAAAGAGUCCUGGGAAUUGGGCUGUUAAAUUCUCUUCACUUUUGAGACAUCCCCACCCCUCUCCUUGGGACCCUUCCCCCUAUUCCAUUAUCAUUUCUUUGCUUGUUCCACCAAACAGCCUGCUCAGGAAAGCGAACCAGGCUUUGCUUGAUAUGGGAUUCCAUAAAUUAACUUACAAAGUUUAAAUUGGGGGUGAGGUCCACUUUUACAGCCUGAAGUCCGCUUUCCAUUCUGGUAAACUUUCUGGGGGCUGCAUGUCAGUCAUGACUGGGUCCAGAAGCAAAAGCGGAAAUGUGAAUAUUACCCUUUAUGCAGCAGGCUAGUGUUUACACAUGAUCUCACCCACACUCAGGCAGAAGAAAGAAAAAAGAAGCAUUAUCAGAGUUCAAGGACACAUACUUAGGAGAGUGCAAAGCAGGGCUGGUGCAGGCUGUGACCUAGGGAGGGGAGGCAUGGCUGAUGAGAGUCCUAAGGACCAGACAGAGCGGUUUGGAGGGCCACGUUAGGUCCCUGAGCCAUGUCCUUCACCCAUGCAGUGUUUCUCAACCUUGGGUUCCCAGCUGUUGUUGGACCACAACUCCCAUCAUCCCAGACCCCGGGUCCUGCUAGUUAGGGAUGAUGGGAGUUGUAGUCCAACAACAGCCGAGGACCCAAAUUUGAGAAACACAGGCACUUUAAAGCAACGGCCAGGGAAGCAGCCUCCUUUUCCUCCUAGUGAUGCUCCCAAGUGUUCUAACCACCCUCACACUUCUCCGCCUUCCUUUUCCUCAGGCGGCCAACUUCUGAAGACCAUGAAGGUCCUCUCCAGCAGCAAGAGACUGUGGAAGGAGUCGCUGCUGCUCAGAGGCCGCAAGAAGCUCUCCAGCAUGCGCUUCCGCUGCAUCGUGGACCCCGUCAAAGUCACGGUGAAGAUGAGCAGCCUGCAGGAGCCCAAAGCGUGCUGCUCGCAGGGCGGCCGCAAGAGCAAGGCCUACUACUCCGGCGAGUGGUCCAGCCACCACGACACAGACGACAAGAAGGCCAGUUGGUGCAGGAGCCCGCAACGCCGUCGAAGCAGCCAAUGCAGCUCCCACCCCUCAGACACCGAAACCCCCCAGCCGGCGUGCCCCGCCGGGUCCGUCGCCUCCUGGGUGCGUUUCAACUUCAGCCCCCAGCAGCGUGCCGCCGAGGCCGCAAGCAGCUUGGCCCGCUGCGGGGCCCACGCGCGGAGCCACCAAAGAGCCACCGGCGACAAGCAGCACAGCUCGGACAUCGCCAGGGAGGGUGCCCAGGGGCAGAGGUUCCUGCAGCACUCGGUGGGCAUGAACACUGAGGAGCCUGCUCCCCGCUGCCCGGAAGCCCCUCAUGAGCAUUUCAACCGCCAGUCCAGCGAGACAAAUUUCAUUCCCAGCCCCAUCUUGCCGGGCCCUAGGCGGGUGGUGUACUCUGCCCUGGCUUCGGAUGCGGCGUCCAGGACCCACCUCAACGGCGAGGAGUACCCCUACCCGCAUUCCCCAAGAGGGCCACGGCACCGCCUCGGGCCAGAGUGGCAGCAGCGUUUGCCUGCGGCACAGCAGGCCGAAGUGUAUGUUUACCUGGUCAGCCCUCCGCUGCCCAGCCCGGAACACAACCCCGACCAGCCCAACCACCCCUUCUCCGCAUCCCAAGGCAUCUCCAGAAAGGAUGUUCUGGCCAACAGGAUGUCUCUCAGCCACAGCAGGGGCAGUUCCAGCCAGGGACCGGCAGGGCAGGGGGGCAGCGACCCCCACAAGCAGCGCAAGAGCAUCUGGGAGAGGAAGCACCAGCAGAGGUCCCUGCAGCCGAAUCCGGACUACGAGAAGCUGGCAGGAGGCAGCGGUGGCGCCAGCCUGGGCCACCACGAACCCUUCUCCCACAAUCCCCCUCUCUUGGCGGACAGGGGGAGGGGAGGGCUCGAUGCAACACCACCCACCAUUGCCAGCUGAAGGCGCCUUUAAGUGGGGACGGGCUCCUGAAAGGAGCAAACGGCAACCUCUCCCGUUUCGUUGAAUACCCUUUGAGCGUGUUCGGGUCAAUAAAAAUUGAAGGCAAGGCAUGAACAUUUCUGUAUGGAGGUUAUUGGAAGUGUCUCAGAGUUUGCGACUGGUUAUUAAGUAAAAGAAAUUGCUGUGUCCCUAGAUCUAAACACAGGGCAGAAUACUAUGGUAGAGAGAGUCCCAGAAGAGGUGUCAAAACAAAGAACAUGCAGCAAAGUGAAGCAUGGGAAUACAACAACAAUUUUUAUUUGUACUCCACCCAUCUGACUAGCUAGCCCCAGGCACUCUGGAUGGCUUCCAACAUACAGUGGUACCUUGGUACUCGAACAGCUUGGCUUCCGAACAAAUCGGCUCCCAAACGCCGCAAGCCCGGAAGUAAGUGUUCUGGUUCACAAAUGUUUUUCAGAAGCCGAAUGUCCGACCCAGCUUCCACUUGAGUGCAGGAAGCUCCUGCAGCCAACCAGAAGCCGCACCUUGG